Centruroides sculpturatus (bark scorpion) is the source of this 1293-nucleotide messenger RNA. RefSeq names its product peptidase M20 domain-containing protein 2-like. Gene Ontology annotation, molecular function: dipeptidase activity. NCBI's taxonomy places the organism in Eukaryota, Metazoa, Arthropoda, Arachnida, Scorpiones, Buthidae. The transcript is spliced from 6 exons. The record is from RefSeq and is a predicted model, not a curated record. The coding region runs from base 80 to 1252 and encodes 390 amino acids.
UAAAGUGAUUAAACGUACAAGGCCGACGAUAAUAUAAAAUCUAGUUCAACGUUCAAUAGAUUGAAGCAGACAAAUCAAAAUGGAUGCCACUACAGUAACAAUUGACGAAACGUUCGACAAAUACGGCGAUUUAUUUUACAAAAUAUCCCAAGAAAUAUGGAAUAAUCCAGAAUUGCGUUUCGAAGAGGUUAGAGCUCAUCGGUUACUCACCGAUAACCUGGAAAGUUUGGGAUUUACAACGGAGAGAAAUUACAUUCUUCCUACCGGUUUCAAAGCCGAAUUCUCUAAUAAUCCAAAAGGCCCGGUCGUUGCUAUUCUGUGCGAAUACGACGCGCUGCCGAAAAUAGGACACGCCUGCGGACAUAAUUUGAUAGCCGAAGCCGGUUUCGCUGCCGCCGUUGCAGUCAAAGCGGUAUUAGAAGCAGAUUCUUCGAUAGGAGGAAAGGUUGUAGUGUUUGGAACACCUGCGGAAGAAGGCGGAGGUGGUAAAAUCCAUUUCAUCAAAGCCGGAGCAUUCGAUGAUGUGAAUGUGGCAAUGAUGGUGCAUCCGGCGAGAGCUAGUAUAGUUUUUCAACCUUUUAUCGCUUGUGCUCAUAUGACUGCAGUGUUCGAAGGAAAAUCGAGCCACGCUUCCGCAUGUCCAUGGUUAGGGAAGAAUGCCUUGGAUGCUGCGGUUAACACUUACGCAAGUAUAGGGCUUCUGAGGCAACAGAUUAAUCCUGAGUAUAGAGUUGGAGUUAUUAUUAGUAAAGGAGGUGAAGCACCCAACGUUAUUCCAAGCCUGACAGAAAUGAAAUUUGGCAUUAGAACCCCCGUCAUGUCGGAAAUGGACGAAUUAAUUGGAAGAAUCAAAUCUUGUUGUCAAUCCGGAGCCGCAGCCGCUGGCUGCAACGUCACAAUAAACGUGGACGAGGACAUUUAUGAUAGCUUAUUCUCUAACGUACCAUUAGGAAAGCAAUUUAAAAAACACAUCGAUAAAAUUGGAUUAGAGUUCUUCGAGCAUUUAGACAUACCGAACAGAGGCAGUACCGAUAUGGGUAACGUCUCGCAAGUUGUACCAAGUAUCCACCCCAUGUUUAACAUAGGAGAAGCAUCAAAUCACAGCAUAGAAUUUACGAAUCUGGCAGGAACCAAAGAAGCGCAUCUCACUACUUUACAAGUAGCCAAAGCCAUGGCGUUUACAUGUAUCGAUAUCUUUAAAGACAAAGAACUUUUGAAUGAAAUUAAGAAAUAUUUUUCUGAGAAUAAAUAAAUUAAUAAUAAGUUUGAACAACAUUAUGAUGUAAUUUAAAU